Molecule: messenger RNA, 1653 nt
Organism: Sceloporus undulatus (fence lizard)
Lineage: Eukaryota; Metazoa; Chordata; Lepidosauria; Squamata; Phrynosomatidae
Product: alcohol dehydrogenase 1-like
Exons: 9
Coding region: 120-1250 (376 amino acids)
Biological process (GO): retinol metabolic process; retinoic acid metabolic process
Cellular component (GO): cytosol
Molecular function (GO): zinc ion binding; all-trans-retinol dehydrogenase (NAD+) activity
Source: RefSeq, a predicted model, not a curated record
AUACAUUAUAUAACGUGUGCUGAGCAGAGGUGGUGAGAGUUUUUUGAAGAUCUGUUCUUGCCUAAGCAAGAACUCUUUAGCGAAGACUGUGGACAGACCUAAAGGAAAUCUCACACACAAUGGCAACUGUGGGGAAGGUGAUUAAAUGCAAGGCAGCAAUAAUCUGGGAAGCUGGGAAAGCACCUUCCAUUGAGGAGGUGGAGGUGGCACCACCAAGAAGCCAUGAAGUUCGAGUGAAGAUAGUGGCCACUGGGAUCUGCCGGACUGAUGACCAUGUAGUGAAAGGCUUUUUUCCUGAUAUAAACUACCCAGUCAUUGCAGGCCAUGAAGGAGCAGGAAUUGUUGAAAGUGUUGGACCAGGAGUCACUUAUGUAAAACCGGGUGACAAAAUCAUCCCUCUUUCCUUUCCCCAGUGUGGAGAAUGCACUUGCUGCUUGAGUCCCAAAACUAACUUUUGCCUCAAGACCCACAUGAAACAUCCUCAAAACCUGAUGCCAGACAAAACCAGCAGGUUCACCUGUAGAGGAAAACAGAUUUACCACUUUCUGUGGACAAGCACCUUCUCCGAAUACACAGUUAUCCCUGAUAUUUCCAUUGCCAAAAUAGACAAGAAUGCUCCUCUAGAUAAAGUCUGCCUCUUUGGGUGUGGAUUUCCUACUGGUUAUGGUGCCGCUAUCAAUACUGCCAAGGUGGAGCCUGGUUCCUCUUGCGCCAUCUUUGGUUUGGGAGGUGUUGGUCUGUCCAUCAUCAUGGGUUGCAAAACAGCUGGAGCAUCCAGGAUCAUUGGAGUUGACAUCAACAAAGACAAAUUCACCAAGGCCAGAGAGUUGGGAGCUACUGAAUGCAUCUCUCCUGAAGAUUUCAAGAAGCCCAUUAAUGAGGUGCUGGCAGAGAUGACUGGGCUUGGUGUGGACUAUGCUUUUGAAGCAAUCGGACAUACUGACACUGAGGCUGCUGCUUUUCUGUCCUGUCACUUGGGGCAUGGAGUCUGUGUCCUGGUUGGAGAUCCUCCUGCAGGAGCCAAGCUCUCUAUCAUUCCCUUUCAGCUCAUGUCAGGGAGGAAACUGAUAGGCUGUUUUCUUGGAGGCUGGAAGCUGAGAGAUGCUAUCCCUAAACUGGUUUCUGAUUACAUGGAGAAAAAAAUAAAUAUAGACGUAUUAAUAACUCAUGUGUUGCCUUUUGAGAAAAUUGAUGAAGGCUUUCAGCUUCUAUGCAGUGGUAAAAGUAUUCGCAGUGUCCUGUUAUAUUAACGCAUCCACCCCAUUCUAUGAAUCCUUUGCACACCUGACCAAAUUCACCAGAAUUUCAGUGAAUGCUAACGUGUUGAAACUAAGAUUACAAAACUAAUCACAUUGCUGUGACUUCUUUUUCUUCUAAAACUUUUUAUUGAAUUUUUUUUACCUACAAACAUUAUAAAUUAAGUAUAUCAAACAAUAAACACAUAAACUGAAACAUAAUCACAUUACUAUAAGAAAAUUAAGUGUUGAAGCUUUUAUGCACAUAGUUACACUCACCUUAAAAAAAAUUAUUUCCAGCUUUUACCUCACUGACAUCUCUCAAAUAUUAAAAUUUAUCUUUCACUUAAUAAAAUGUAGAAAUACGACUGACAUCACUGUUUUACUUUCAAAAUAAAAAGUUUUCCAGACCCAUAAA